Molecule: messenger RNA, 2207 nt
Organism: Lactuca virosa
Lineage: Eukaryota; Viridiplantae; Streptophyta; Magnoliopsida; Asterales; Asteraceae
Source: the annotation of a GenBank genome assembly
AGACAACAAACAUUGACUUCGCUGCCAAACAUUGACUCUAGUACCAAACAAGAGACAUUCAUCUCCAAUUUAGAUCUAAGACAACCAAAAUCAGAAGCAACGAAACUUAUAAUCCCAGCUUAUAUACACUCUUCUAAUUCUUCUCAACUUCCAUGGCCAUCCUCAAUGAAUUACCAGAAGAACAAGAAGCGGCAAUGACAUAUGAUGUUUUCCUGAGUUUCAGAGGGAAAGACACUCGUCUGGGUUUUAUGGAUCACCUCUACCAAGCUUUGGUGAAUGAAAACAUCUCUACCUUUCUUGACGAGGAAGAGGUUGAAACUGGGGAAGAACUUAAACCAGAACUUGCAAGAGCUAUAAAAAGCUCUCGUGCUUCCAUAAUCGUCUUGUCUAAGAACUACGCAUCUUCAACAUGGUGUCUGGAUGAGCUGGUGAUGAUCCUUGAGCAACGAAAGGUCUCUAACCAUAUUGUUCUCCCCAUUUUCUACAAUGUUGAGCCGACCCAUGUCAGGAAGCAAGAAAGCACUUUUGGAGAAGCGUUAUUUGAACACAAACAGAGGAUUGAGUCCGAAAAGGAUGUGGAGAAGAAAACUCAAGGUGCUCGUAAGUUGGAGAUGUGGAUGAAAGGACUUACAGAGAUUGCUGAUUUGAAAGGAAAAGAUGCAACUGGAAGAAGAGAGACGGUGGUCAUUGAAGAAGUCGUGAAAGAAAUUACUACUAGACUGGAACUACACUUGCAAAGGAGAAUUCCACACCUAAUUGGGAUGGACGAUUCUAUUUUUACCAUCAGUUCUUGGUUAAAAAGAGGAUCUUCUGAAGCUGCUGAAAUUCUCACAAUUUGGGGAAUGCCCGGGAUCGGAAAAACAACAUUGGCAGAAUAUAUGUUUACCUCGCACUGCCAUAAAUUUGAAAGUAGUAGCUUUGUUGAAGCCAUUGGAAGAAGAUGUGCACAACAGCCAUAUUCGCAACUAGAUUUGCAAAAACAGCUUCUUGGAGACGUUCUAAAGAAAAGAAAGAUUGAAGAAAAUAAUGCAGAUUUAUGCACAUCUAAGGUUGAAAAGGCAUUAUCUAGGAAAAAGGCACUUCUGGUUCUUGAUGAUGUUGAUAACUUUGAGCAACUGGAUGUGCUUAUUGGAACAAAAGGUUUUCAUCCAGGAAGCAAGAUUAUAGUAACAACCAAAGAUGGGUCCCUAACAGAAAAGUGUUCAUUGUUUCGUAUGAAAUUCCCUCCAAAACAUACAAAGCUUGCACUUCAUGGCUUACGUGACACUGAAUCUGUGAGACUUUUAUGUUGGCAUGCGUUUGGAAACAAUGAUCCCAAGAAAGGUUAUGAGAAAGAAGCAGAACGAGUUGCCAAGUUUUGUGGAGGACAUCCAUUGGCUAUUAAAGUUUUGGGUAGUUCAUUAAUUAAUAAAGAUGCAGCCAUAUGGAGUGAUGUCCUUGAAAUGUUGGAGGCAAAAGGAUAUUUAACUGAUGUACAAGAGAAUGUACAAAAGGCUCUGCAAAUUAGCUUUGAUUCUUUAUCAGGGGACUGCAAAGAACUUUUUAAGCACAUUGCUUGCUUUUUUGUUGGAAAAGAAAGAGAAGUUACAGAAACAAUAUUAAAGGAAUGUGGGUUUCAGACAUCAUAUGGGAUCAACAAGCUCAUUGAUAGAUGUCUUCUCACAAUUGGAGGAAGAAAUGAGUUGAGGAUGCAUCAAUUGCUUCAAGAGAUGGGGAGAGAUUUAGUCCGCAAAGAAUCACCUGAUAAGCCAUGGAAGCGUAGUCGUGUAUGGAAACAUGAGGAGUCCCUCGAUUUGUUGAAAAAGGACAAGGGCACCCAUAGAAUUCAAGGUCUUAUCCUUGACACGAAUCUAUUGAGAAAGGAGCUAUCGCAUAGAUCAGGUAGUCUGACAGAGCAUAACUUCCAAAAUGAUGAUGUGAACAAGAGUCUUAGAGCUGCCCAACCAAUCCAGAUGCUUUGGAAGAAGCCAAAGCAUCUUGGGUCAUUGAAGAUUCUUAAUCUGAGUAAUUCCAAGCUUGUUAGAGUCGAAGGCUUCUCCGGGUUACCUGCACUUGAGAGAAGAUCCGGAUAUCGGAGUCAUCCUUAUGGUCUCGUGCAAAGAAACUCCCAAUUCCAGUCCAGAUGUUUUACGAAUUUGGAAUAUUUAGCACAUGUUUUCAUGGGAAAGCAGUUCCAGAUUGGUUACAUCAUAAAAGCAAGGGCAUAG